AUGAGGGCAGAAAAGAAGUCCCAGAGCUCUUCUAGGGAGCGCCACAGGAGAAGCAGAGAGCAGGCAGCUCCAGAUGGCAAGAAGAAGGAGAAGGUGGAACACAGCUGGAAAGCUAGCAAAGAGAAGCAGGAGUUCACCAGGAGGAAAGAGAGGAAGGAGACCAAGAGCACCCUUGAGGCAGACAAUCAAGUCCAUACUUCCACAAUAGUGGAUGUAGAUGAUGUGGUGUCGUUCGAGGAGGAGAUGGAGGUGAUGGCCCUGCUUGAAAGCGAAAAGCAGGAAGAAGGUAUGAGGUCUCCAGGCCUGGGCAUUUGCGAGUGGCUUCUUGUCAUCCUGUCUUUCCUUCUCAUCAUAGUCACAUUUCCCAUUUCCAUCUGGUUCUGCAUGAAGAUUGUACGGGAGUAUGAGAGAGCCAUUUUGUUUCGAUUUGGACGAAUUCUGCGUGGAAGGCCCAGAGGGCCCGGGUUGUUCUUCUUCCUUCCCUGCCUGGACACCUACCACAAAAUAGACCUUCGCCUCAAAACCUUAGAGAUCCCUUUCUAUGAGAUCAUAACCAAAGACAUGGCAAGUCUAGAAAUAGAUAUUAUCUGUUAUUAUCGAAUGGAGAACGCCACACUCAUCAUGACAACCCUUGCCAACCAUUCCAAUGCAGUUCAGCUGCUAGUGCAGACCAUCACAAAGCGCUUGCUGGCACAUCGGUCCCUUGCUGAUAUCCUGAUGGAGAGGAAGUGCAUCAGCCAGGAGAUAAAGGUGGCUGUGGAUGCCAUCACCUGUCAGUGGGGGAUCAAGAUGGAACGGACAGAAAUUAAAGAUGUACGGUUGCCAACUGAGCUUCAGGAGUCACUGGCUGUGCAAGCAGAAGCCCAGAGAAAGGCCAGAGUGAGGGUUAUAGCUGCUGAAGGAGAAAAGGCUGCCUCUGAAUCCUUGAAGAUGGCAGCGGAGAUCCUGUCUCACACACCAGCUGCCAUCCAGCUCCGUUACCUUCACAUGUUGCAAACCUUGUCUGCAGAGAAUCCUUCCACCUUUAUUCUUCCUUUACCCUUUGACUUCAUGAAUCUUUCAUCUGUAGUCAACCUGAAAUCCACAGGCUGUAACCCCUCUUCAGAUAUUACCAACCACCCAGAAGCUCCAAAGGACAAGGAUUCCCCAAUGCUAUAGAGCAGGCCUGGGGCCAAGUGCAUCCUUCCAGGCUUCUCUAUCGAGCUCUUGGGACUCUCCUCAGCCACACCUUUGACUGGUCCU
Rhineura floridana is the source of this 1242-nucleotide messenger RNA. RefSeq names its product NPHS2 stomatin family member, podocin (gene NPHS2). The transcript has 8 exons. The record is from RefSeq and is a predicted model, not a curated record. Gene Ontology annotation, cellular component: plasma membrane. Bases 1 to 1158 code for a protein of 385 amino acids. NCBI's taxonomy places the organism in Eukaryota, Metazoa, Chordata, Lepidosauria, Squamata, Rhineuridae.